AUGGAGGAAGAGCGGCGACUGUUGGAAGAGGCAGAGAGGCAGAAGAAGGAGGCAGCUUCCAGGAAGCAGGGCUCUGACAUGGGCAGCAAGUCCUCUAGUAAUAGUCCUUCCCCUCCCUCUGCUGGUCCUAGGACCCCGCAGGAAGGGUCAGAAGGUCAAGAUGGGGCCAGGCAGGCUGACACCAGUAUGGAGAAAAAUAAGGCUGAUCAAGACAUGAUCCACGAAUUAGAAAAUGACGCCAGACUUGUGGAACAGUCCCAAGCCAAAGUUGAAGCUGAUGAAGAUGUAUUCUACAAAGAUGGAAAUAGUCUGAGAACUGUGGAUUCACAGAACGAUAUGUCAAUAAGCUCUUGGGAUGAGGAAGAUAUGAGCCACAAAUUCAGAAAAGAAGACAGGCCUGUGGAACAGUGCCAAGCAAAAGUUGAAGCUGAAGAGAAAGUGAGACAAGAAGCGAGGCAGGAAGCUGACAGACUGAAGGAUGAGAAACAGAGAGAGAGGUACACCUGA
Molecule: messenger RNA, 507 nt
Organism: Dreissena polymorpha
Lineage: Eukaryota; Metazoa; Mollusca; Bivalvia; Myida; Dreissenidae
Exons: 5
Coding region: 1-507 (168 amino acids)
Source: RefSeq, a predicted model, not a curated record